Messenger RNA from Megalops cyprinoides (Indo-Pacific tarpon), 2313 nucleotides. RefSeq names its product gremlin-1-like. Gene Ontology annotation, biological process: animal organ morphogenesis. The transcript has 2 exons. The coding region runs from base 221 to 772 and encodes 183 amino acids. The record is from RefSeq and is a predicted model, not a curated record. NCBI's taxonomy places the organism in Eukaryota, Metazoa, Chordata, Actinopteri, Elopiformes, Megalopidae. Gene Ontology annotation, molecular function: BMP binding; receptor ligand activity.
UGCAAUUUGUACUAAACCCAGUCUCUCUUUCUAUGGAAUCGUUAGCAACUUCAGACUCCCACAAGCGCGCACCCCCACUGUUGUACGGUCGACACGUUUAGCUGCUUCUUGCCUGGGGACAAGUUCAUGAAAAGAACACCUUCUGGAGACUACUUCGCUUGCCUCUGUUCGGAACAUUGACAGAUAAGUUCAUCUUCUACUCACUCUCUUUCCGCCAAGAAUGAGCAGAUCAGCGCGUGUCUUCUGUGCCACGGUCUUCGUCUUUGGACUGCUCUUCUGCCCGGUGGGUAGCAAGAGGAAUCGAGGUUCCCAAGGCGCCAUCCCUCAUCCAGAUAAAAACAACCCUAACGAAUCAGAGCAGCAACCGCAGCCACCGCAGGCGGGUUCUGGAUCCCGGGGGCGAGGCAGGGGGUCGGCUGUGCCUGCCGAGGAGGUGCUGGAGUCUAGCCAAGAAGCCUUGCAUGUCACGGAGCGCCGCUACCUGAAACGUGACUGGUGCAAGACCCAGCCACUCAAACAGACGAUCCAUGAAGAGGGAUGCAUCAGUCGCACCAUAAUAAAUAGAUUCUGCUAUGGACAGUGCAAUUCCUUCUACAUCCCCAGACACGUUCGCAGGGAGGAAGGUGCCUUCCAGUCUUGUUCCUUCUGUAAGCCGAAACGAUUUACCACUAUGACUUUCACCCUGAACUGUCCGGACCAGCAGCCUCCCACCAAAAAGAAACGCGUGCAGCGCGUAAAGCAGUGCCGUUGCAUUUCAAUAGAUCUGGACUAGAUCGUUUUUUUGUGUUAUAUUGCCUUGACUGGGCUCUUCAGCAACAAAGGGAAAUGUUCACGCACGGCGCAUCACCACACGGGCUGCAAAACGGACUUAUUUUACCCAGCAGAACUCUGGGAAGUCUUCAACCCGCAAGGAAACGAGGGAUAGACCACGAUGCACAUGCCAUGUGAUGUGAAGUCAAUACACUAUUUUAGUAGGCAAGUCAAUCCGAUUUCAGUUAAAUGCACGCACGCAGUGAUCAAACCAACACAAUACACGGUUAUUUCACAACGCACAUAUCACCAAACCCAGCAGGCGCAACACAAGUGUGGAAUGAACUCCUCGCAAACCGCGAUUUGACAUAUAGCCAAACUCACCCCUGUAUGCCCCAUCCGCUCUGAAGACCGCAGUACUUGGCUUGCUCAUGUAAAGUACCUACAUGGAAAGCCAACGGAUACUAUAUAGGGGUAUUCAUUAUUUUAGUAACUUUAACUUCUUGGACAGCACCAGCCAUAUUCCGGACCACUUCGACGGGGUAUGCAUUAUGUCCUUAUCCCAUUUGCGUAUAUUGUUCUUUGUUGGGUUUUAAAUAUUGAUUGAGUGAACAGAUCGUUUCCACUAUGUGGAAUGUGAAAAGAGAAUGGAGUGAUGCUAAUAUUUAAUGUAAUUAUGAGACAUUUGUAUCGUUAAUAUGGAUGCUACAUGACUUUCUGUGAAUCUCCCUAGUCUGCACUGUCUUGUGCCAGUUGAUGCUCAUUAGGGGAAGAAAAGUGUUGAUUUGUUAUAUACCCAUGUUUGAAGCUAUCAAUAGGGCCGAACUCGUGGACAAUUGUACACGUUUCAAAUGUAAAUGUUUAUUAUCGAUGAUCUAUUAGCUGUCUUGAGUUUUUGAACGCUGUACAGAAUUCGUAGAUAUGUAAUCAUCAAGGUGACACUUGUUCUCCUUCAUGUAGAUGUUAAUACACCAAAUUGUUGUAUAAAUUGCAGCAGCAUCACGGCUUUCCCAGGUGCAAAUUAAAACAUUUUAAACCUCGAAGUUUAGUGAACUUUGCGCUUUUUCUGACUACGUUGCUAACACUGACGCAACACUAGCAGACUAGCGAAGUUCCUGUUGCAGAAUUUCGACACCCAAGGCGGACACUACAAGGAUGAAUAGGUCGUAAAUUGUUUCAGAAUUGUGAAGACUCCGAUUUCAUGCAGAGCAUUUUAUGCAUCAAGUUAACCCGAAACACCAAAUAAAAGACAUCUUCUACGGCGAGGGGUUACUUUCUUCUCGCUCGGAGCCAACCUCUUGCUGGGACUUUUAUACGUUUCUUAGACCCUUGAAUACAUUUCGUCGUAAAACGAUAUAAUUUAUGAGGAAAGACUACGAGACGCACGAUUAGAUGUCAAGCAAAACAACCUUUUCAAUAACCCCCUUCAAAAGAUGUUAUCCAGGUUAACUCCGCUAGCUCACAAAACCCGUUACAGCGAUAGGUCUCCAUCCUCCCUUGAUGUUUAACUCCGCGUCUUAUUAGUAUGUUGCUUCAGAGGAAAACUAAUCAACAGUGUAUGCA